Messenger RNA from Thlaspi arvense, 831 nucleotides. Lineage: Eukaryota; Viridiplantae; Streptophyta; Magnoliopsida; Brassicales; Brassicaceae. The record is from the annotation of a GenBank genome assembly.
UUGAAAAUGGACAUCACUCUUCCUAAACUCAAAUACGAGAUGAGGAAGGAACCUGGGAAUGGAUUCAAGGCCAUAGACAAGUACUCGGACUCCAAGUACAUCGCCAAAGUGAAGGAGAUACUCAGGCCUGAGCAGUUUAAGAGAAUUGAGGACUCUUUCUUGGAACUCAUGAUGGAAGCCGGAGAAGAUGCUCAUGAUGAGAGGUUUUUUUUGGCUAUGGUGCUGCCCAUCGAGACAAUUUUUCUGCAUAGGUGUUCGAAGGCUAUGUUCCCCACAUCUAAUUUACAGAAAGUGCAACACAUGGAUGUCUUGCUGAAUCAUCAUUGGGGGAUAGAUGCCUACGAAAUGCUUUUAAAAUCAGUGAAGAAGACUGUGGAGAACAGUCUACAAAAGGCCAAGUACCCUCUGGACGGGUUCCCUGUUGCGCUUCACCUAUGGAUCUUGGACUCCGUACCCAAGCUUCAGUCGGCUUUCUCUACGAUCACAGUCCUGCACGCAGCUUUUUUGUGUGUGAAAUACCUUCACACAAUAUUUCCUUCAAUCAAAGUUUUUUUGAGCAUAGAAGGCGAAAGCUAUGUAAGUGGAUGCCUGCACAUCCUUCCAAAAAUACAUGGUAACCUCAAAGACACCGUGUUUUUGCAAGACAAAGACGAUGAAGAUCUGCAUUCGCUUGUGGAUCUGUUGGAGAAAGGUUUCAGGCUGACACAUGAUCACUGGAAAAGAAAGAUUGUGAAGAGAGACGAUGCAUUGCAAUAUCGCAGUCAUAUCGCUAUCUCCAUUCAGAUAGAGCGAGACAAAAUUCCAGACCUUCUUCUUCAGACGAGUCAGUAG